Molecule: messenger RNA, 3602 nt
Organism: Suricata suricatta (meerkat)
Lineage: Eukaryota; Metazoa; Chordata; Mammalia; Carnivora; Herpestidae
Gene: PGGHG
Product: protein-glucosylgalactosylhydroxylysine glucosidase
Exons: 14
Coding region: 251-2410 (719 amino acids)
Biological process (GO): carbohydrate metabolic process
Molecular function (GO): catalytic activity
Source: RefSeq, a predicted model, not a curated record
ACUUCUCCCAGUGGCCUGGAAGGGGCGGCACCGAGCUGGCUGCAGCCUGGGGACACCCCCCGCUUCGGUGAGCCCCGGAGACCCGCCCCAGCCCGCCUCCCGGAGCGCCGGCCGCCUCCCCGCCCGGGCCUGGGCCCGCUGCUCCAGCCGGCGACGGCGUCCUGCACGCACCCCACCCCUCCCCCAGGUCCGGAAGACUGAGGCCUCCUCACUCCCCACUAACAGGCCAUUCUGCUGAGCAAGCCUUUCCAUGGAGGAUGCCAGUGAGGACCCCACCAUAUUCAGUGCCCACUCUCUGCCCAGUGACCCUCGGCUCUUGGCCACCGUGACCAACACAUACCUGGGCACACGUGUGUAUCAUGACACACUGCAUGUGAGCGGCGUGUACAAUGGGGCUUGUGGGGACACACACCGGGCCAUCCUGCCUAGUCCCCUCAACGUCCAGCUGGAGGCCCCUGCAGAAACUGGAAAUCAGCUGACCGAGACCUUUGCCCUGGACACUAACACAGGCUCCUUUCUGCACACUCUAGAGGGGCCCUGCUUCCGGGCCUCCCAGCGCAUCUACGCCCACCGCACGCUGCCUCACGUCCUGGCUUUCAGUGUGUCCGUUGUCCGCAUGGCCCGGGAGAGCCGGCCCAUCACGGUGCUGCUACAGUCAACCUUCUCCCCAGAAAGUCCGGACCUUCACCUGCAUCUGGGUCCUGACUUCCAGGGAGCCCGGUACCUUUAUGGCCACACACUCACCCCAGAGCAACCCGGGGGGCCGCAGCAGGAGGUACACAUGCUAUGGACACCAGUGCCCCCAGCCCUGACCCUUGGGGAAAGUGAGGAAGAGCAGACCUGGGAAUUCCUGACCGUGGUGGGCAGCAGUCAGGCUGAGGCCCAAGCCUGCCUCACAGAGGCCCUGCAGCUCCAGGCGAGGGCCACUCUGUACACUGCCCACGCCGAGGCCUGGGCCCAGCUCUGGGCUGGCUGUGGCCUGGACGUGGCGGGGCCUCUACCCCUGCGUCAGGCCCUGCGUGGUGCCCUCUAUUACCUGCUCAGUGCCCUGCCCCAGCCAGGGGCCCCCGGGUACGCCAGCCAUGGCCUCAGCCCCGGGGGCCUGUCCAAUGGGAGCCGAGACGAAUGCUACUGGGGCCAUGUCUUCUGGGACCAGGAUCUCUGGAUGUUCCCCAAUAUCCUGAUGUUCCACCCAGAGGCCGCCAGGGCCCUCCUGGAGUACCGCAUCCGGACGCUGGGUGGGGCCCUAGACAAUGCCCAGAGGCUGGGCUAUCAGGCUGAGUAUUGGGAAAUGGUGAACUACCCCUGGCACCCCUACGCCCAGAACAGUGAAGUCUGCUCCAUUCCCCCAACCCCUCAGGGGGCCAAGUUUGCCUGGGAGAGUGCGGGCUCUGGUCUGGAGGUGUGUCCAGAGGACAUUUAUGGGACCCAGGAAAUUCAUAUCAAUGGAGCCGUGGCGUUGGCCUUCCAGCUCUACUACCACACCACCCAGGACUUGCAGCUCUUCCGAGAGGCUGGUGGCUGGGAUGUGGUCAGGGCCGUAGCUGAGUUUUGGUGCAGCCGGGUGGAGUGGAGCCCUGAGGAGGAGAAGUACCACCUGAAGGGAGUCAUGCCCCCCGACGAAUACCAUUCAGGGGUCAACAACUCCGUGUACACCAACGUCGUGGUCCAGAACAGCCUGCGCUUUGCUGCUGUCCUGGCCCAGGACCUGGGUCAACCUGUCCCCAGCGAAUGGCUGGCAGUGGCUGAUAAGAUCAAGGUGCCCUUCGACCCAAGGCAGAACUUCCACCCUGAGUUUGACGGCUACCAGUCUGGAGAGGAGGUGAAGCAGGCAGAUGUCGUGCUCCUGGGAUACCCCAUCCCUUUCCACCUGAGUCCUCACAUUCGCAGGAAAAACCUAGAGAUUUAUGAGGCCGUGACUUCCCCAAAGGGCCCUGCCAUGACUUGGAGCAUGUUUGCCGUGGGCUGGAUGGAGCUGAAGGACCCGGGGCGGGCACAGGACCUCCUGGAGAAGAGCUUUGCCAACAUCACGGAGCCCUUCAAGGUAUGGACAGAGAAUGCAGAUGGGUCUGGCGCUGUGAACUUCCUGACGGGCAUGGGGGGCUUCCUGCAGGCAGCACUCUUUGGAUUCUCGGGGUUCAGGAUCACAGGGGCUGGCAUGACCUUCGACCCCAUGUGUCUGGCAGAGGUCUCUGGGGUAUGCAUCUGUGGCAUCUCUUACCAAGGGAACACACUUGACUUCUCCUUCUCCGAGGACUCUGUGACAAUCGAGGUUAAAAUCAGGACAGGGUCUUGGGCCCCCCUGCUGGAGGCUGAGCUGUGGCCCUCACACACUCGACUCCCCCUGCUCCCAGGGCACAAAGUCUCCUUUCCCUCCUCAGCUGGACGAAUACAAAGAUCACUCUCGUAGGAAGCAAGGAGCAAGUCCUUCUCCAAGAGUUUCCUAGGAGAAUUUAUGGAAGACAUUAGCCACCUGCCCCAGAACCCACAGGACUCCCUGUGGGACACCACUGAGUCCUCCAUCCCCCAUCAGUUCCCUUGCCUUGGCGCUGUCUUGGGUGCUGCACCUGACUGAUCAGGGCUUCAAGGAUGUCUUGGGUCCUCCCCUCUGCCCACUCCUUCUGUGGGCGCCCCCAACUGACUUCACCCCUCCUCAACACCCUCCUCAAUAUCCUCCUGGUCUGCUGAGCCCCUCCCUCCUGCCCGUUUUCCAACCAGCCUCUCCUGGCUCCCACUCUGCUCUGAGGCCUCACCCUCCCCUACCCAUGUUCCGCUCAGCAGCCAGACUACACCUCUGUCAGUAUGACUCCCAAGUUGUUGGAGUCUCCGCGGCUCCGGAAGCCCCCCUGCAGGCUCACAGGCUCCAGGGAAAGUCUGAAUUCAUUGGCCCAACGUUCAAGAAGGUCUGCCUCCAGCCCCUCCCCCAAUGGACUCCUCAGCCACAUCUGUGCCUGCCUUUGUGGCUGACACCUGCCGCACCUGGCCCUUCCCCAGGAUGCUGCAGGGUGGGUGGGGGUGUGGCUGCCUCUGCUGAGAAGGCAGAGACAGGUGUGGGCCUCAGUGUAGAGGGUGGCAGGCGUGGGCGCACGAGGCGAUGCUCAGUCCUGUGCAGAAGUCCUUAGGACUCUCAUGUACAGACCAAAAAGGAACUUUGUGUGUCCUGCACAUACAGUCAGGCAUAGCGGGCUCGAGGUGCUCUCAGGAUGUCACGGGGACUCCUCAUCCUCAGUCCUUGGCUCCUCCAGCCUCUGGGCCACUUUGGUGAGGUUGGAUGCUGUCCAUCCGUUGGAUGCUGAGGCCCUUCCUCAGCCAAGAAGAGAGGGGGAUGGGAUGCAGAGUGAGACCCUACAUCUUCCCUCUGACCAGCCAGAAGAACUGGGGCCAAGUGUGCAUGGGUUCAAGGCCACAGGCCUGGGCUCAUCUGUCGGGACAGGCUGCCCAUGGCCAGAGGCUCUGCUCAGCCUCUCCCCCUGGGGCCUCAGCCCCCCCAGCUGGCACUUCCAACUUGCGUCCCUGGGAAUUUCUCAAGAGCGAGGUGAGAUGGUACGUGCUGCCCGAGGAAUUAAAGCUCCGUUCUGAGAGCAGUUUGUCUGCGGCCAGAA